GAUCGUCAUUUUCGGACGUCACAAAGGGCGAAAAGCAGCCCAUUAACGUCUUUCAUUGGUGUUCAUAUAUAUGUAUACUCCUGGGUUGUUUUUCCCACGCCCCCCCUUUCUUUUCGUGCAUUUCCGUGUUCUUGCAGUGUGAUCAGAGAACCACUGAUCAUGCAGAUCUUUGUGAAAACUCUUACGGGGAAGACUAUCACCCUUGAGGUUGAAGCAUCGGAUACGAUCGAAAAUGUAAAGGCAAAAAUUCAGGACAAGGAAGGAAUUCCGCCAGAUCAGCAAAGAUUGAUCUUUGCUGGCAAGCAAUUGGAAGAUGGCAGGACAUUGUCGGACUACAACAUUCAAAAGGAAUCUACUUUACAUUUGGUGUUGCGCUUGCGAGGCGGUGCCAAGAAGCGCAAGAAGAAGAAUUACUCUACCCCCAAAAAAAUUAAGCACAAGAAGAAGAAGGUCAAGCUUGCUGUACUCAAAUAUUACAAGGUAGAUGAAAAUGGAAAGAUUCAUCGUUUAAGAAGAGAAUGCCCCAUGGAGCAGUGUGGCGCUGGAGUAUUCAUGGCGGCAAUGGAAGAUCGUCAUUAUUGCGGCAAGUGUGGAUACACGCUUGUAUUCAAUAAACCAGAGGAUAAAUAAAUUCUGAAGAGAUAUUCCAUGUA
Messenger RNA from Monomorium pharaonis (pharaoh ant), 653 nucleotides. RefSeq names its product ubiquitin-40S ribosomal protein S27a (gene RpS27A). The record is from RefSeq and is a predicted model, not a curated record. The transcript is spliced from 4 exons. Bases 160 to 630 code for a protein of 156 amino acids. Lineage: Eukaryota; Metazoa; Arthropoda; Insecta; Hymenoptera; Formicidae. Gene Ontology annotation, biological process: translation; modification-dependent protein catabolic process; protein ubiquitination. Gene Ontology annotation, cellular component: nucleus; cytoplasm; ribosome. Gene Ontology annotation, molecular function: protein tag activity; ubiquitin protein ligase binding; structural constituent of ribosome.